Molecule: messenger RNA, 896 nt
Organism: Eruca vesicaria subsp. sativa (arugula)
Lineage: Eukaryota; Viridiplantae; Streptophyta; Magnoliopsida; Brassicales; Brassicaceae
Source: the annotation of a GenBank genome assembly
AAAUCAUUUGUCACUUUCUCCUCCUCCUCACCUAUCAUACAAACGAAAAGCAAACGCUACUUUCCUUUUUUCCUCUCAUUACAAACUCCGAGUAUCCGACAUCAUCGACCGGCGAUUAACACAGAAAAUGCAAGAUCCACGCAAUCAGGUUCCACCUUCUCCCACCAUCUCCUCCGUCUCUUCCUCCGAUCUUGAUACAGAGUCUACAGGAUCUUUCUUCCAUGACAGAAGCAUCACACUUGGAACUCUUAUGGGACUUAGCUUCACAACAACCAUGCCCAUGAUCCCAUUCAGAGCUUCAUCCCAACGCCACGUGUCUCCCUCCGUCACCACCUCCGACGCAACAAGUCGCAACCAGAGGAAACGUCCUCCUUCAAACUCAUCUGAGCGGCAACGGCGCCGAAAGUGGUGGCCCUUUUGCCGAGACGACGACGAUGGCCCCGGAAACGGGUUGCAACGUGGGGCCGGAGAUUGUAGUAGACGUUCGUCUCUCGGGGAGUAUUUGGAGGUUGAACGGAGGUUUGGAGAUGAAGGCGUCUAUGGCUCUGCUGAGGCGGAGCUAGAGGGUGCGGUGGCGCGUUUUAGGGAACAGCAGCCGGCGUUGGUGGAACGGGCGUUGUUUGCCGACGGGAGGGUUCUUCCUCCGGCUUCAGCUGCCGGAGAAAGUACACCGGUGGCUACAGCACUUUGUAGGUUCCCGGUUUCCUUGACCGGUAUUUGCAGCGGAGGUGGCUGAUAGAUGAUAGAUCCGUCGUCGGUCCAUGUGCUUAUUUAUUUCUUUAAAAAGAUUGUGUAUUCAGAUUGUGUUCAGAAAAAAAAAUGAUUGUGUAUUCAGUUAUCUUUAAGAUCGUAAUAAUCAUUGUUAGUGGAAAAAUGGGAUGAAGUUUAAUAGUCAA